UAUGUGGACGCUAUAUGAUAGUGAAACGCCUCCUCUGAACGCCCCUUGUGAAGCGCAGGCAGUUGAGUCACCCAAGACGGAGUGCAGAAAUUCUAACAUUCAAAUGGUUGACUGCUUCAGGGACGGAAGCGAGAAGAUUUUGUGUUGCGAGAGCUAAUGCAGCAUGCUCAGUCAGAAUCCAAUGAUUAAUUGAUCGGUACAGCCGGACCUCUCGUGGACUAUGGUCUUCCUGUGAACUGGAGGCGUGCUGCUCGCUGUACGAAGCUCGGUGGUAUCUCGGUGCCAAUUCGAAGAGGAGUUUCGAGGCUGUAAAUCAAUGAGGAAAGAGACUGAUGCGAAGGGCACUGCAGAAGAGGGGAACCAGCUGCACUCACGAGCGAAUGGAGAAAGAGUAGAAGAUGCUAGCUCUGAAUCGUCACAAGAUGGGUCUCAUUCUGGCCAUGGAUCGGGCUCUUUGGGAGCAAACAAGGCUCGAUUGGAACAGAUUUCCGUCGCCCAGCAAGAGCAGGCUAAGUCGAAUUCCAAGUACGUGCAUAGGUUGCAGGAGCAGAUUUACGGUAACUUUUGGAGCGUCCCUCCGAUUCGUUGGGCCACGAUAACAGCAAACCAAGACAUCCUGGAGCGUAUCAGAAUUCUGAAUGUUGUGCAGGAAAAGGGAAGAGAAGACUCACUGUUUGUCGAGCUCCUGCACGGCGUCAACGAAGAAGGAAUGAACUGCCUCCAUCUCGCGGCGAACAGAGGGCACUGUCUUGAGAUGACGCAUCUGCUUCAGCACCGGGACCAGCUGUGCAAAAACCUCCUGAGCUUGAAGGAUCAACUGCGCAGCACAAGAAAUUUCAAAUCGCUACAAUCGGUGCAACGCGAGUUGAACUUCGAAGAGGUUCUGAAGUUUUUGGUGUCCAUUCCAGGCAUAGAUCUGAACGCCGUCGACAAGAAGGGAAACACACCGCUGAUGGUGGCCUCCCAUUGCGGCCACGUGAAGGCAGUCGAUAUUCUGCUCGAAGCAUCUGCGAGGAUGGACAUCUUGAACGAGGAGGGUCUGAACUGUCUGCAUGCGGCCGCAUCUGCAGGACAUACUUCCGUGGUGGAAAGAAUUGUGCACAAAGCAGGUCUCCUUGAUAUGAGAUUCUUGAACGUGAAGUCCGGAGGUGAUCACGAGUGGACGGCGUUGCACUUCGCCGUGGCAAGCGAUCGGAUCAACGUGUUGGAGCUGCUGCUGGGAUAUCCCGACAUAGUUGUGGACACGAAGGACAACGAGGGCUGCACGCCACUGCUGCUUGCGACUUCACUGGGCUACGUUCAGGCCGUCAAGAUUUUGCUCCGCAAGGGUGCGAACACGCAGAUCAAGAACGACAAGGAGUUGAAUAGCAUGCAUGUCGCAGCAUCCCAAGGUUACAUCGAGGUGCUGAAAGCUCUCAGGGAAAUCUCAGCUUCUCCUCCUGCAGCAGAAACAUUCAUCCCUUCGGCUCCGGUUGCGCGUGUUUCCUUCUCCGUGGACACCUACAACUACGUGCCACAGCAGCACACGGAUCAUCAAAAUUUCGUGAGCCGUCCGACGAUUGCAGCAGAAUCAUACAAAAUGUCUCCAGAACCUUCAGCCCCGGUUGCGAGUGGUACCUUCUCCGUGAACACCUACAACUAUGUGCCGGAGCUGAACACGGAUCAUAAAGGUUUCGUUAGCCGUCCGACGAUUGCAGCAGAAACAUACAAAACGUCUCCAGAAUCUUCAGCCAUGGUUGCGAGUGGCAACUUCUCCAUGGACAAUCACAACGAUGUACCGGUGCCGCAGACGGAUCAUAAAAUCUUCGUGAGCCGUCCGACGAUUGCAGCAGAAACAUACAAAACGUCUCCAGAAUCUUCAGCCACGGUUGCGAGUGGUACCUUCUCCAUGGGCAAUUACAACGAUGUACCGGUGCCUCAGACGGAUCAUAAAUUCAUGUUGAGCCGCUUGAAGAUUGCAGCAGAAACAUACAAAACGUCUCCAGAAUCUGCAGCCGCGGUGGCGAGUGGUUCCUUCUCGGUGGAAAGUUACAACAAUGUACCGGUGCCACAGACGGAACGUAAAUAUUUUGUGAGCCGUCCGUCGAUUGCAGCAGAAACAUACAGAACGUCUCCAGAACCUUCAGCCUCGGUUGCGAGUCGUGCCUGCCCCGUGGACACCUUCAACAAUGUGCCGGUGCCGCAGACUGAUCACAGGAAUUUCGUAAGCCGUCCGACGAUUGCAGCAGAAAUCUGCAACAAAGCACCAGAAUUUUCGGCCAGUGGUGCCCGUGUGCCCAUCGCUGAGGAGAGCUACUAUCAUGCAACGGUGCCGCAGACGGAUCAUAGGAAUUUCGUCAGCCGUCCGACGAUCUCGGCUGAAACCGGCACCAAAGCGCGUGGACCUUCGGCCACUGUUGCCCGUGUGCCUGUCGCUGAGGAGAGCUACAAUAAUGCAUCGAUGUCGCAGGCGGAUCGUAAGAAUUUUGUAAUCCGUCCGACGACUGCAGCAGAGAACUGCAACAAAGAGCUCGAACCUUCGGCCACUUUUGGCCGUGUGCCCGUCGCUGUGAAGAGGAACCAUCAUACAACAUUGAGGCAGACGGAGGAUGAUGUGGUAAGCCGUCCGAGUUUUGCAUCAGAAAACUGCAACACAUUUACUUCAGAACCUUCAGUCAAGCUUACUCCUGUGCCGUUCGCAAUAGAGGACUACAACAAAGCAAUUGCUCCGCAGAUUGAACAGAGGAAUGUAUAUUGUCCGGGGAUUUUAGAAAGAGAAGUUGUAGCUCCAUUGCCGCUACCAUCGAUAUCAGAUGUGAAGUCUGAGAAGGAUGCACUCUAUUAUCGCGAUCAAGUUGUCCACGAAUCUAGGACAAGAAGCGACGAGAUUUUGCAGAAUCUAGCCAAACUGAGCGUGGGAGGUGAAUAAACGCAGUCUCAGUCGAAAUUUAAACAGAAUUUUGUUCCAUAUGUAUAAAUUGUUGAAGGUUGUCGGUGUUUCGGGUUGAAGACUUAGGUAAGUAUGUCUGAGUGCAAAUAUCGAGCUUCCACUUACUUCACUUUCAGAUAUGAUGUCCAUAGACUAUAAGAUAGAUUACCCGCGGAUGUAGCAAAGGUAGCCUCUACAAUUUAAUUCAUCUCUUUUAAAACGUCGUUUCAAGAUUAUU
Marchantia polymorpha subsp. ruderalis is the source of this 3146-nucleotide messenger RNA. The record is from the annotation of a GenBank genome assembly. NCBI's taxonomy places the organism in Eukaryota, Viridiplantae, Streptophyta, Marchantiopsida, Marchantiales, Marchantiaceae.